AUGGGGCUCGGCGGAAGCAAAGCAACCUUUUCGCCCGAGAGCAUUCCAACCUCGUUCAGCGAGAUCAAAUUCAAGGAUCUCUACGGCGUCGAACGCUCCCUCGGCGAAUGGGAUGGAAAAGUGAAGAUCGUGGUGAACGUUGCCUCCAACUGCGGCCUGACGAAAGGCCACAACAAGGAGUUCUUCGAGCUCCGAGAAAAAAUAGGUGCGGAGCACUUCGAGAUUUUGGCCUUCCCGUGUCGCCAAUUCGCCAGCCAGGAGUUUGCAGAUAUCGGGGAGACCCAGCAGUUCUGCGCACGCGUGAAAAUCCCCUUCCCUGUUUUUACCACGUCUGAAGUUAACGGCCCAGAUACAAACCCCGCCUUCCUCUAUUGCAAGUGGAACAGCGACAGUUUCUACCAGCCCGUGAAGAAUUCCAAGAACGCGAAACUGAGUGACAUCGGAUGGAACUACGGCAAGUUUCUCUUGGACAAAGACAAUGGCGUGUACAAGUACUACGGCCCGAGGACGAAACCGCUUGAGAUGGAACAAGACAUCAGGAAACUCCUUGAGGGUCAAGCAAAGGGCAUGAAACGAGAUGCAGCAGGCGAACUGCAGCCUCUGUGA
This is a messenger RNA of Neospora caninum, 606 nucleotides long. Its product is annotated as Glutathione peroxidase, related. The transcript is spliced from 4 exons. The record is from RefSeq and is a predicted model, not a curated record. Bases 1 to 606 code for a protein of 201 amino acids. Gene Ontology annotation, molecular function: glutathione peroxidase activity. Lineage: Eukaryota; Apicomplexa; Conoidasida; Eucoccidiorida; Sarcocystidae. Gene Ontology annotation, biological process: response to oxidative stress.